Messenger RNA from Glarea lozoyensis ATCC 20868, 2271 nucleotides. RefSeq lists its product as uncharacterized. The transcript has 3 exons. The record is from RefSeq and is a predicted model, not a curated record. Bases 1 to 2271 code for a protein of 756 amino acids. Lineage: Eukaryota; Fungi; Ascomycota; Leotiomycetes; Helotiales; Helotiaceae.
AUGUCGUUUGGCUUUUCUCCUGCUGAUAUUUUGACUGGAAUAAGGACCUGUAGAUGGCUAUGGAGUAACUGCUUUGAUAAAAACAAUGCUGCUGAUGAGCGAUACAAGCAAUUCGGCAACGAUGUUAAAUUGCUUGAAACCCGUCUUGAACAACUCCAGACGGCAUUUGAAGCUGCUCUCAAUAGAUAUGAACAACCUAAUCUAGAUGCAAGAGAUCUUCGAGACGACCUACGAGAUGUAGUAGGCGAUUUCCAAAAAACAAUCAACCAGUCGGUUGAAAUUCUUACCAAAAAUGUCAAUCUUCGAAGAAACCGCGCAGGUUUUAUUGACAACAUCAUUUGGGCUGCAAGUUCGCAGGAGAAAGUUGACGCCUUGGGACGCAGAAUACAGUUCCAUACCCAGAAGAUCUAUCUGGUGAUGGAGCCGGUCACACUAGGACUUCUCACAACUAUCGAUGGCAAGGUGGAUGAAAUUUUGGACUUGAUGCGUACUCAUUUUGCAAUUGAGUCUCCCCUUCCACCAUUACCACCAUGGCUUGAUGCGCGUCUUCAAGAGACUGUUCUCGAAAACCCACCUGAUGGAUUCAUCGACGUAACCCGUAUUCCGUUGAAAGAGGGAUUUGAUGCUUUAUAUUCUCAUUUCAGAGAAAGUACUUACGCUUUCCGUGACCCCGAAACUGCGGAUCAAACAGUCGAGCAAUAUCUAAACCUACUUAAAUCACAAUGGUUACUGGAGGCCCUGAGAAGUGGUGUGCCUUAUCAGAGUGCGCGUCCAGGAUCGCUCUAUCCUCGAACCAUGGCCCAACUCGAGAAACGUAUCAAAGAUCAGUAUCGACGUAAAGAUAUCAUAAGGUUUUCUGACAUGGAUCUUCAACAAGUUAAUCCGACAGCUUUUCUCAUUUGGCCGCCAGAAGAGGUUAUUCAAAAUAAAUUUAUGACGGAUCCCAAUGUGGGAGAAGAGGAAAUAUUGAAAUUAUCGGUGCCCAAUUAUCUCGGCGCUGUUGGAAAAGACAACUUGGUUGUAUUUCGAACCGGGCCAAUCACUCUUAGGAUUGUUCGGAGUGUUAUUGGAGAUCGAUCCGGAACUCCUUAUUACGAAAGCGAGAGAUUCAAUAUCCAUAUUGAUAGGUUUAUUCCUUUCUAUGCAAUAUCGCAAAAUACCCCAAGCAGUGGCCAGCGACGAGUGUCCGGCGCAAUGGCUAGUGUUGGAAUUCAUCGCGGUAACGAAACCGGAGAAACAUCGUAUGAUAUCAAAGAAGAGAAGGAUAUGUUAGAUUUCCAGAGGACUGUCACAGGAUACCAGGUCGUUUUCGAUAAGAAUCCGGCAUGGGCACUCAAUCAUUCUCCGAAAUUAUUAAGAGGACAAGGGAAAGUUCAGUUAUGGCAUUGGAAGCCAUUGACGCAAGACAGUUCAGCGAGACGAGAGUCAUUAAUCUCAUCAUCUUCGUCUGGCGAUUCUCAGGCGACAAAUAUGACGCGGACUUCUGCUGCAGUCGAGAUGGUACUGAAGGGGCGGGAUCGCUCGCGGAUAUCAGUUCAUGAGCGUUCCGAUAACGAAUCUACGAUAGGUGCCAGUACACCUCCACUCCCGGUCAUUAUAGUGUAUUGUCGGGUUGGGGGUGAAUAUAGCUUCUAUCACAUAGAACUUGGUUUUGGAAUGCAAAUCAUACCAACCGCCUGCGACUGUAACAAGAAAGCCAAAACUUGCCGUAGAAUCGUGAUCGAGAAGCGUAAACCAAAGGGCUCCGAUAUUCCCUUCCAGGUGCGCCGAAUGACUUCGGAACUGAGUCAAUGGAACCUCUCUAUUUUCGCCUAUCCUCGACAUCCGCGUUUUGACGACCGGAAACAAGUACAGUCCCUCGAUUGCAGGUUCCUUAACCUUGACUUUGACUCAGUUGCGGAUCGCGAGGAAUUCACCCGCAAGUUCAACAAAGCACUCGAGCUGCGUGACACAGCAGAGAAGGAAUUCCGUAAAAUCUGCAACCGAACUUCGUAUCUGAGCGAAAGAUUAAUAGAGACGGAGCCCAAAGAUAAAGAACGACGAGGAAGCACGCUCUCAAAAUUGGCUAGAGCAAGUACGGGCUCUAGCUUCAGAAAUAGUAUAUCGUCGGGUAGUAGCUCCACUAGUAGUGAGACUAUCAAGGGGCCUUCGAUUCCGAGAAAGCCGGUUGCGCCAGUGGAACUUCCUGCUGUCUCGCUGAUGAGGUUGAGGCCCAUUUCGACGUUUUCGAGUUUGAAUAUGGAUGGGAUUACGGAGAAGAGAUAUGAGUGA